CACUGCGCAGGCGCUGCCGAGGGCGCAGGCGCAGGGGCUGGUGAGGCGGUCUGCCGGCGGGCCCGGACGCACUCUUUCCAGAUCCAGCCGCGACAUGGCCGCCGCUCUCCUAAGGAAAGUGGUUUCCACCGUGGGCCCCCUGCUGCACCUGGGUAGCCGCCCGCUCUCCUCGCUCGCGCCGUGCCCCACUUGCGCCUGCCCUCAGGUCGGUGCGCCCCCCAGCCCGGCGGCCGCGCUGCUCUCCGCGCGCCCGGCGCUCGGCCUGCAUCAGCCAGCCCUGGGCUUCAAGACCAAGGGCGUCCUCAGGAAGCGCUGCAAGGGCUGCUACCUGGUCAAGAGGCGCGGGCGUUGGUUCGUCUACUGCAAGACCAACCCGAAGCACAAGCAGAGACAGAUGUAGCCCUCCGGUUGGGAAAUCCCUGCCCGGGAGACGGUGCUGCCUCAUCGAAAGGAAAAUAAUGUAAACAUUCUGUAGCCUCCGUUCUGCUGAUCUUCGGGUGUUGUGGACUCUGCGGCCUGCAUCUCACCUCCUUGUGACUCCGGAUCCAGCCAAGCCUGAGACCCACCUGGAAACGCGUCCUUCUUAGCUCCUGCGCAACCUACGUUUGCGCUCGGGCAGAGGACCGAACAUCGGGGGGAGGGGAAGCUGGCUUUAUCCCACGUCAGAAUGCAGGUUCUUUAGAAGACCACCGUGUUCGUUGGCGCUCUCUCGGCCCUGUCUCUGCGCUCAGCCACACUGCGGCUUCCCCGUGGAUUCCGACUCGUGUUCUCAACAUCCCCAUCUCCAGGAUAAGCAGGGAAGACCGGGAUACCAGUCUUUAAGUCAAGGGAAAGUUACCUUGUUUAUACAUAUGUAAAGGUAUUUUGG
Messenger RNA from Kogia breviceps (pygmy sperm whale), 868 nucleotides. It is a transcript of the gene MRPL36, whose product is annotated as mitochondrial ribosomal protein L36. Gene Ontology annotation, cellular component: ribosome; mitochondrial large ribosomal subunit. The record is from RefSeq and is a predicted model, not a curated record. Gene Ontology annotation, molecular function: structural constituent of ribosome. Gene Ontology annotation, biological process: translation. NCBI's taxonomy places the organism in Eukaryota, Metazoa, Chordata, Mammalia, Artiodactyla, Physeteridae.